Molecule: messenger RNA, 1310 nt
Organism: Haliotis rubra (blacklip abalone)
Lineage: Eukaryota; Metazoa; Mollusca; Gastropoda; Lepetellida; Haliotidae
Product: fibrinogen C domain-containing protein 1-A-like
Exons: 5
Coding region: 69-893 (274 amino acids)
Source: RefSeq, a predicted model, not a curated record
UAUAAUAGUUUAAUGUAGCAACACGCUAUUCACAGUUGACGUGCGUCUUUUGACUGACACCAUAAACUAUGAUUUGGAUACUCGUUGUUUCCCAGCUCUUAUUUGGUUUUUCAACCAAUGCAAACAUUGUAAAGAAACAUUGUCAACUGAUAGAAGAGUACAAGGAAUUCCAGAGUACCAUGGAUACAUAUCUGGCAUCGAGCGACGACGUCUGUCAAGGCGAAACUGAAAACUACACUGAUUGUGCAAGUAUUUUGAAGGAGUAUCCUAAUGCUGGAGAUGGCGUGUAUAGGAUACUGCCCUCAGACGAACAAGGUUCCUUCAAAGCGUACUGUGACAUGACCCAACAUGGAGGCGGCUGGCUGGUGAUACAACGGAGAGUGGAUGGCCUGGUGGAUUUCUACAGGACGUGGUUUGAGUACAUGGACGGCUUUGGCAACCUCACCGGGGAAUUCUGGUUGGGUAACGAGAGGAUACACCGUCUCACCAAACAGACAACGUACGAACUACGAGUGGACCUCACGUUUACAGACGGGGAGACUGGGUUUGCCCACUACAACAACUUCCGACUAGGCAACAUGUCGACCUUCUACACUCUUGAUGUCAGUGGGUUCACGGGCAAUUCAGGAGACUCUAUGGAGUAUCAAAAUUUCAGGCGCUUCACUGCUAAUAACCUGGACUUCGACCUGAACGAGACCGACAACUGUGCUGUGAUGUAUCACGGAGCUUGGUGGUACAAUGACUGUCACCACUCCAACCUUAAUGGUCUUUACAACGACACCACAUAUAGAGGAAUGAAAUGGGGUUCCAAGGUCUCCAUACAGGCAAGCAUGAAAAUUCGCCCACAAGGUAGCUUCAAGGAAGACUCAAUGCCCGAUGGUGUAUUGUUGUGAUUCCUGAGGUUCGAUUCCUGGACGUUUAAUUCCUGGACGUGUUCCUUCCGUGCCUGACGUUUGUGACCAAGGGUCAAAACAUGGACUGGUCAGUUUGAAGUCAGUGUAAUGUGUCUGAGUGGGAUAUCCGUGCUCAAGUGUGACAUGGGAACUGUUGGGAAGCACUUUAAAACUAUAAUUAAUCUUGAUUACUACAAGCACACACACACACACACACACACACACACACACACACACACACACACACACACACACACACACACACACUUGGAAACAACUUCAAUAAUCUUGAACGUUAAAACCAAGUACCCCUCACCUGUUGACACCGUAAGUGUCAAGAUAUAUGUGUUAUUUGUCACCAUUGAAUUAAUAUACAAUCAGUAGUUUAAGGAAGAAAAUAAAACAGCUUGAAUCAAA